AUGGUAGUACUUACGACAGAUGUGAUUGUAGCAUUAGCAGUAAUUGCAGUUGUCCUGAUUCUGAUUCUACUUAUUCUUUUGAUCUGUUGUUUAUGCCGUAAAUGCGAUCAAUGUGCGCGAUGGUCACGACGUAAAGCAAACGAUCAAGAGGAUGCGAGACGAGCAGCGGAACUUGCUGAUUCUCGCCGUGAAUUCAAUGAAAUCCGACAACAACACGAAGUGGUGCGCGAUCAACUCCGAGUGAAAUAUAAUCUUAAUGGUGGCAAUUCUAACGCUGAAGUUAUUCCAUAA
Molecule: messenger RNA, 291 nt
Organism: Adineta ricciae
Lineage: Eukaryota; Metazoa; Rotifera; Eurotatoria; Adinetida; Adinetidae
Source: the annotation of a GenBank genome assembly